Messenger RNA from Salvelinus sp. IW2-2015, 1639 nucleotides. RefSeq names its product F-box only protein 6. Gene Ontology annotation, cellular component: SCF ubiquitin ligase complex; cytoplasm. Gene Ontology annotation, biological process: glycoprotein catabolic process; SCF-dependent proteasomal ubiquitin-dependent protein catabolic process. The record is from RefSeq and is a predicted model, not a curated record. NCBI's taxonomy places the organism in Eukaryota, Metazoa, Chordata, Actinopteri, Salmoniformes, Salmonidae. Gene Ontology annotation, molecular function: ubiquitin protein ligase activity; protein binding.
UAACGUUAAUCCUUCUAUAUUCAAAGAACCUUAGUUAACUAACGUUACAUGUUCUGUUUAGAGGCGAAUUGGCUCUGACACUGACAGCCAAAUACUCCAUUUAAACGUGAAUAAAUUCUCCGUUGCGGUACGGUUCUAGCAACAUAAAACCCUAUACUUUUAUAAUACAUCAAAAUAAUUUCACAAUAUAUGCAGCCGACCGUAUUUUUUUUGUGACAACGCGUCCGUCUUUCAUUACGUCACUGAGAUUUAAAAUAACUAGAGACUGUCCAAGAUGUCCGACCMUUUUCAACAUAAUCUACCCAUUUUCCCAUCCGUCAGAGAGGAAGAGGCGAAGCGAGAGGGCUCACUGGGGCAAAAAUCUGURUUCUCACCCGGCAGCGUUAUUUCGUUUCUUUCGCUAGGUCAACGAGUGUCAAAUUUGGUCAACAAAAAUUUCACAGGCAAGCUACCUAUGCUCCCUCUGGAAGUCCUGGAGGAGAUACUGCUGAAUGUACAUCCACACCAGGUGGUGUGUGUCUGUCGACUGGUGUGUCAUGAGUGGAAAGAAGUAGUAGACAGUGAUUCUCUUUGGAGAGAGAGGUGCCGAAGAGAGGGAUACCAGACAUGUGAUGCCACUAAACUACCGGAAGACUGGCGUUUAUUUUACUUCUUGUGUAAGAAGAGACGUAAUCUUAUCAAAAACCCCGGAGCAGAGGAUAAAUUCAAUGGCUGGCAGAUUAUGAAGAAUGGAGGGGAUCAAUGGAACAUAGAGCCAGGGGACCUUAAUAACACGGCCAUAAAAUACUUUGUGACGUCUUACGCGACCUGCAUGAAGUCUCAGCUGAUUGACUUGGAGGAAGAGGGUUACAGGCCUUCUUUAAUGGAUGACUUUCAACCUGCCAUAGUAAUAUCUGACUGGUAUGCUCCACGCCGGGACUGUGGCUCUGAAUAUGAGAUCUGUGUUGAGUUGCUAAAUCAAAAGAAGAAGCCAAUUAGGAAGUUUAGUCCAGAUACUGUCAUCUUUCAACAGUGGAAUGAUCAGAAAUGGAAUCAGAUGACUCAUGUGUUCAAGAAUUAUGGACCAGGUGUGCGAUACAUCCGAUUUAUUCAUGGAGGAAAGGACACUCAGUUCUGGGCCGGCUGGUAUGGAAUAAGGGUCACCAACAGUAGUGUUGAGAUCUGCCUAUCAGUGGACAGAUAGCUUUCGGGGUGUUCCCAAUUUCAAGAGGUCACAUGUGAAUGUUGUGCCUACUUGAAAGCUUUACUUUAGCAUCUGAAAUCUCCCUUAGAAUACUUUUGUGUAUACCUUGUUCCAGUUUWUCUGUCUUAGGCAAUAUGUUGUUUCUCUGUGGAUAUAGACUAUUUUGGCUGUAGAAUAUAUAAUUUGUGUCUGUCUCUGAAUUAUACAGACCAAUACAAAUAUGCACUGUAUAUGCCUGGAAUACAUUGAAGCCAUAAACAAAGACAGACAGACCAAGGAGAGAAAGGAAAGUGCUAACUUGAAUGUAAUUUAGUAUGUAUAUAAACGUCUGACCCACUUUGACAAAUGCCACACUAAACGUUUGCAAUCUUUUGGUUGAAUUCACCUACUUUUCUUAACAUGUAUAAGAAUGUAAUUGUUAACAUGUACAGUACCAGUAAAAAGUUUGGACACACC